Messenger RNA from Rhincodon typus (whale shark), 1611 nucleotides. RefSeq names its product cathepsin Z-like. The transcript has 6 exons. The coding region runs from base 111 to 956 and encodes 281 amino acids. The record is from RefSeq and is a predicted model, not a curated record. Lineage: Eukaryota; Metazoa; Chordata; Chondrichthyes; Orectolobiformes; Rhincodontidae. Gene Ontology annotation, cellular component: lysosome. Gene Ontology annotation, molecular function: cysteine-type endopeptidase activity.
UGUAUCUCUCGGGCCUGCUUUCGGUGAGUGCUCAUUGCAAAGUUCUCCUCUCUACCAUCAGCUGAGCUGGCGCUUUCCCAUGUGACUCCCUCCCCCGGCAGCAGGAAGCCAUGGCGUUUCAAGGUCGGCUGUCUCUCUACCUGGUUCUCUGCUUGUCCUGCUCCUUUGGGGCAGGGGAACGAUACUUUAACCCUGAUCUACCAUGUCACAAACCGCUAGCCGGGAAAAUCCGGAGCAUCAAGACUUAUCCUCGACCUCAUGAAUAUCUGAACACCUUCAAUUUGCCAAAGGUCUGGGAUUGGAGAAACGUGAAUAACAAAAGUUACGUCAGUACAACCCGCAACCAGCAUAUUCCUCAAUACUGUGGCUCAUGCUGGGCUAUGGCAGCAACUAGUGCACUUGCAGAUCGUACCAACAUCAAGAGGAAAGGUGCAUGGCCGUCUGCGUACUUAUCUGUCCAGAAUGUUCUAGACUGUGGAAAUGCUGGCUCUUGCUUUGGGGGAGACCAUUUGGCAGUUUGGAGUUAUGCUCAUGAUAAUGGAAUACCGGAUGAAACCUGCAACAACUACCAGGCUAAAGACCAAGAGUGUAAACCGUUUAAUCAGUGUGGCACAUGUACCACUUUUGGUGUCUGCAGUGUGAUCAAAAACUAUACCCUGUGGAAAGUUGGAGAUUAUGGUGAAAUUAGUGGACGUGAGCAGAUGAUGGCAGAAAUCUACACCAAUGGGCCUAUCAGCUGUGGUAUCAUGGCAACGAAGAAACUGGAUGCCUACCGUGGAGGAGUGUUUGCAGAAUACAAGCCACUGGCCAUCACGAAUCACAUUGUGUCAGUAGCAGGCUGGGGUGAGGAUGAUGAUGAAACAGAGUACUGGAUAGUACGGAACUCCUGGGGUGAACCAUGGACUGCAAAUCCAAGAAAAUGUAGAAGAAAGAAUUUCAUACAAGACCCAAGUUAACCUGCUCAACCACUGAAUUGAAGGAUGACCAUCACCCUACAGACAAUAGCACAUCAUCAUGGCAAAAAUCAGAAUGAAACUUUCUACUUUGUUGAUCUUUGGUAUACUGUGUAUAUUCUUUGCCACCCAUAGUUUAUGGUUAAAACAUUUAUCUUUUGUCUGUGUUAAUCAUGAUUAAGGGAUGUUAGUGCAGUUUUGAAGGGGUAAACUUUAAGCUGCAUAAAUUAGAAAACCUUUUGUUUUGCUGUUCUUGUCAAAGCGAAGCAUGUUACAGUAAGGAAAGUUCUUUCUGUAUUACCAAAAAAAAAAAACUUAAAAAUAAAAACCAAAAGAACUGCGGAUGCUGUAAAUCAGGAACAAAAACAGACGUUGCUGGAAAAGCUCAGCAGGUCUGGCAGCAUCUGUGAAGUAAAAAACAGAGUUAACGUUCCUCAUUCGGAGGGUCACCAGACCCGAAACGUCAACCAAAAAAGCCUGAUGUGAAUUACUUUUAUCCUGAGUAGCAGUCAGGCAAAUUACACAUUUUGGUGAUUACAUUGGGAUUUUGUACAUUUACAUAUUAUGUGACGGCUUGUGGAACACUGGGGCACUCUUGUGCACUCUUUCCAGUGAAAUUGUGACACUGUCAUGCAAUAAAUUACACCAUAUUAUGCAA